This is a messenger RNA of Ruditapes philippinarum (Manila clam), 2750 nucleotides long. RefSeq lists its product as uncharacterized. The coding region runs from base 85 to 1710 and encodes 541 amino acids. The transcript has 6 exons. The record is from RefSeq and is a predicted model, not a curated record. Lineage: Eukaryota; Metazoa; Mollusca; Bivalvia; Venerida; Veneridae.
AGUGCUCCAGAUUCGCAAAGUAAUUCUGCAAAUGGUGAUCCAAUUGCUGCUUCUCUAACCGAUCAAGAUGAAGGGGAAACCAAAAUGCAGAAUAUGUCAGAUAUGCAAAUGUUUUUCUUCAAUAAAGGAAUAAUGGUUGAUCAUAAGACAAGAGGUUGCACUGGUAUAAAGGCAAAAGUGUCGUUCCCUAACAUUGAUUAUGCCUUCUUUGGAUAUGAUAUUUAUCGGGGCUUUCCGCUGGCAGAUUCACGUGACCCUGGGUUUACUUAUCCUAUUUUCAAAUCUGACUACUCAUAUAUGCAGCAAACGGCAGACUGUAGAUUUGCUAUGCCUAAUGGAUAUAUCGCCGUUGCUAGUGUCUCAUGUGUAACCUCGUUUUCCUCAACGGUGCUGGAAACUAAGAAAGGAUUACAAGAUGUUUUAUCGACAAUGACAGAAGUUAGUGUAGGUUAUAAGGCUUUUGCGUUUACUUCAAGUUUCGGAUAUAGAAAAAUGACCUCUACAAUGGAGAGAAAGAAAUCCGUUUACAUAAUAUCUUCGGCUACUUGUGACUAUUACUUUGUUAAGCUGCGCAAACAAAUGCCACCAUCAUUUGACGAUGAUUUCCUUAUUUGGCUGAGCAAACUUGAUACAUCUGAUUCCAAUACUACAUACAUUGAGUUUAUGGACAGGUUCGGUACACACUUUUUAUCAGAGGUCACGUUUGGUGCUAGAUUUUCAAAUGAGUAUGAAAUGUCUUUAAACGACUACCAUUCUUUUAUGGAGACUCAGUAUAGUGCUAGUGUCCGUGCAUCUUUUACUGGUAAGGUAAGUAUUGGUGCUGGGUUAAGUUUAGAAACAAGCCAGCGAAAAGCGGCACAAGAGUUCUCGGAGACAGUACAAACCCACACCCAAACUGUUGGAGCAGCCCCGCCUUCAAAUGGAGACGCAGUUACUUGGGCAUCUGAGGUGAGAAAUAACCCUGUUCCUUCUAAAAUUAUCUUAAAAGAUAUUGAGGAUCUGUUUGUACCAGAAUAUGUUGCUUCACUUGGAAUUGAUUACGAAACUAUCCGGUUUAACAUCAUUAAGUAUAAGGAGGAUUACAGACGAUACAGAGAAGAAAACAAUGCGGAGCUUUCAUUUCCUGAUGUAUAUAAUAAAACAGUGAUGUGGAACGUGAAGAAGACUCUGUCGGUAAAAGGCGGGACUCAAGGUCAAUGGGGUCAUAUUGAUUUCUGUCCAGACAGACAAUAUGCCAUAGGUUAUAACCUAAAAAUCGAACCAGAUCAAGGCAGAGGAGAUGACACUGCACUUAAUGCUAUAAAAUUGAUAUGUGCCAACAGGUUCGGGAAACUCACUGGGAAAACAAUUACGGCAUGGGAGAGCAGAUGGGGCUACUACAGAAAAGAAAGAUUAUGUCCUAAAGCAGGACAAACUGCCACUUUCCUAACUCGAUUUCGUCUACAAAUGCAUGAUAACGAUCAUAUUGCUGCAUCGUUUGCCACGUUUAAAUGUCAAGAUAUAAUGAAAACCACCAAUGAGAUUCAGCUAGAGAUAUUUCCAGGGAAAGGGGAGCCUUGGGGAAGAUAUUGGGUUGAGAGUGAAAGUUGCCCUCCUGAAUCGGCAAUAUGUGGUAUGAGAACGAAAGUUGAAGCGCCACAAGGUAGCGGUGAUGACUCCGCAUUGAAUAAUGUAAAAUUCUUCUGCUGUGCUCUCGACAUUACCAAAUAAGGAGUAUGUUUUUCGCAAGAACAUAAGUUCAUAUACGACAAAGACAGUGAUUUGAUUAAGAAAUAACUUGUUUUUCUUAUGAUUUACACAUCACAAUUGUUGCUUCUUUGAGGGUAACUGUAAAAUUUAAUACUAUUUUAGACUCAUAAAAAAGAGAAAGUAGUGAUAUUUUAAAACGUGAUAAGUCACGUGGAAUCAUGACACACGUUGAUAAAAUUGAAUGAAACUUUUUUGUUUAAAUUGUUUACUUCCAUGUUAUUUACUGUGUAUGUUAUCAAAUUCAAUUAUAUUUCUUAAUCUGCCGUUUUACAUGUAGGACAUAUACCUUUCUCGUAAGGGGCGUCCGUGGCAGAGUGGUUACGGUCGUGGGCUCGAAUCCCGACAGGGACUUUGGAUUCUUUUAUGUGAGGAAGCUAUUCAGCUAGCUUACAGAACGUCGGUGGUUUUACUCGGGUGCCCGUUCGUGCCUGAAAUAAAUAACGGAAGGGCACCUGAGGUUUUCCUCCACCAGUAAAGCUGGAACGUCGCGAAAUGAUCUAUACUGUGUCGAUGUGACGUAAAACCAAGUCAAAAUAAAAAAAACUUUCUCUGUUGAAUUUUACGUCGCACCAACACUGUAAAUCAUAUUCCAACUUUUUAGAAACACUUCAGGUGCCCCAUCUGUGCAUUAUUUCAGACACGAAUGGGCACAUGAGUAAAGCCACUGACAAUCUAUUAGUAAGCUUGAUGGAUUCCUCAUAUUAAAAAAAAACAAGUCCAUGCCGGGAUUCGAACCAAAAGGUGAAUGGAUCAAUGGAUUUGAAGCCAACGACCUUGACCGCUCAGCCAGGUAAGCCCCGGGAUGUAUACUUUUUUCUCCUAUUAGACAUGACUACUUUUCAGAGAAAUUGUGAAAAUUACAUCUAGUGAUAUACCAAAUACCUUUAUAUGACAAUGUAUUCUAUUUGAGUUUGAUAUUAAAGAUAUAAAAAAAGAACUUUACAGAAAAUAGCGUUGAUAUCUUUCACUAUUGAUAUACAUGUAUUAAAUUUUAAAUAAUA